Messenger RNA from Lolium rigidum, 1272 nucleotides. Its product is annotated as protein SMAX1-LIKE 3-like. The transcript is spliced from 2 exons. The record is from RefSeq and is a predicted model, not a curated record. Gene Ontology annotation, molecular function: ATP hydrolysis activity; ATP binding. Bases 1 to 1272 code for a protein of 423 amino acids. Lineage: Eukaryota; Viridiplantae; Streptophyta; Magnoliopsida; Poales; Poaceae.
AUGCGGAGCGCCGGCUACGCGGUGGUACAGCAGGCGAUGGUGGAGGUGGCGGCUGCCGCGGUGUGGCAGGCGGCGAAUCUAGCGAGGCGGCGCGGGCACGCGCAGGUGACCCCGCUCCACGUCGCCAGUGCAAUGCUCUCCACCGGCGGCCUCCUCCGCGCCGCCUGCCUCCGGUCCUCGUCCCACUCGAAGUCUCCCGCGCUUCGCCCCGAGGCACUCCAGUUCUGCCUCGACGUGGCGCUCAGCCGCCUCCCGAUGGUCUGGCCACCGGCCGCCGCCAUGUUCCGCCACCACGGCGCGCCGGUAUUGGCGCUAUCGAACGCACUCGUGGCGGCGCUGAAGCGCGCGCAGGCACACGAGCGCCGAGGCUCCGCGGACGGCGGCCAGCGGCAGCCGGGCGGGCUCGUCGUCAAGGUCGGGCUGGAGCAGCUCGUCGUGUCCAUCCUCGACGACCCGAGUGUCGACCGCGCCUUGCGCGAGGCCGGCUUCUCAGGCCAUCAGGUCAAGGCCAAUCCUACGUGCCUGCAGCAAAAGUUCAUUGAACUCACCUCAGAGAAUCUCAAGAUCUUGUGUGAUGCCCUGGAGCGGUGCGUCCCGUGGCGAAAGGACAUCGCCCCUGCAAUAGCGGCCACCGUGCUGCGGUGCCGAUCCGGCAUGAUGAGGCCGGCCUCCUCGAUGGCGUGGCUGCUCUUCCGAGGAAACGAUGUCAACGGCAAGAGGGCAAUGGCCCAGGAGCUCGCGAAGCUUGUAUUUGGCUCCUAUAGCGAGUUCACCUUGAUUAACUCCGCCGACACCUCUAGCAACGCGGGUGACCGCGCCCUCAAGAGGAGGAGGUCACCAGAUGUCGGCAAUGGCUAUGUCGGGAUAAGGUUGUUCGAGGCACUCAUAGAAGAACCUCACCGUGUUGUGUUUAUCGAUAAUAUCGAUCAAAUCGAUCACGAGUCAGAAAUCGCAAUCAAGAACGUGAUCGCGACGGGGAGGGUCAUGGGCUGCAACGGCGCCGGCAUAGCCAGUCUGGAGGAUGCCAUUGUAGUGUUGAGCUCUGAAGUGUCUGAGCCAAGGUCAUUCGCUUCUGCAUCCCCUCUGACCAAGCGACGAAGAAUUGGUGGACUGGACCCUGGGGAAGGUGCUGCGGAGAGGCAAGUAGAAUCACAUCGUUUUGCCUUUGAUUUGAACGCUCCUAUGGAGGAUGCGGAAGAGCAGGAGGAAGUGAACUCGGUUGACAGUAUGGGGAUCAUGGGUGUUGUGGAUGGUGUUUUCCAUUUCGAUUAG